This is a messenger RNA of Tachysurus fulvidraco (yellow catfish), 2920 nucleotides long. RefSeq names its product ephrin A4. Gene Ontology annotation, molecular function: ephrin receptor binding. Gene Ontology annotation, cellular component: plasma membrane. The record is from RefSeq and is a predicted model, not a curated record. Gene Ontology annotation, biological process: ephrin receptor signaling pathway; axon guidance. Lineage: Eukaryota; Metazoa; Chordata; Actinopteri; Siluriformes; Bagridae. The transcript is spliced from 6 exons. The coding region runs from base 826 to 1374 and encodes 182 amino acids.
UACCUCUCGUGCUGUUUCUUCGAAAAUUAAUCAACGGACCGGAGACGCGUCAAAUCGCUGUCAACUCUCAACGGCUGUGAUUGAAAACCUUGUUUUACCACUAACUGCUUUUCUUUACGAGUACCAGGAGUACCGUUUACAAUACGUACAGAAGUUGGAGUUACAUUUCAAGACAUUUUUAAAACUUGAGAAUAUUCCAGCACACGGAAACGCCUGGGGUUUAUCGAGUUACCUCAGACUUGUUUGAGGUAAAACAUCUUAGCUACAUUGCUAACAAAUUAUCUCAACACUUUCGGUACAUCCUGCUGUUCGGGACAACAAACAAAACAAACAAACAAACAAACAAACAACCAGGACGGAUAUUUCUAAAAAGUUUUUGAGUCGGUUCUUGAUACAUUUUUUUUGAGUCGGUUCUUGAUAAUUUUUUUGUCGGUUUUUGAUAAAAUUUUUUUGAGUCGGUUCUUGAUACAUUUUUUUCCCCGAGUCGGUUCUUGAUACAUUUUUUGAGUCGGUUCAUCUGCUUCACUGUUACUAAAACUCCACAUCUCAUGAGAGAGUAAAGCUUUUUUCAGAUUUUUUUUUUUUUUGGAGCUGGAUGCAGAUAUGAGUUUUCUCCGGUACUCAGGACCUUCAUACACGCUGAUAUUAUUGAUUUUGCUCAUGCAUGUGCUUUCAAGUGCUUUAGGAAAACGACACCUGGUCUACUGGAACUCCACCAACACCAGAUGGAAAAGACAUUAUGCCCGUGCUGGAUGGAUGGAGGCGAAGACAAGGAGGAAAAGACAUUAGGCAGAGAAGGGGAAAGAAGGUGGAAGGUGGCAGAGAAUGAGUGAACAGCUUUCGGGUUCCCUAAACUGCAAGGGGAAAGUCUCUAGGGAGAAGGGGACGAGGUUAACCGGUGAGGACUUCUCAGUCGAAGUAAAUCUGAACGAUUACCUGGACAUCCUGUGCCCUUACUACCCAUCUGGCCCUCCUGAGCAAGGCCCUCCAGAGACGCUGGCGCUCUAUCUGGUAACGGGGCACCAGUUUCAGGGCUGCCGUGAGACCGAAGGGGCCAUAAAGAGGUGGGAGUGCAACUCUCCAUACUCAGCCUACGGCCCUGUCCGAUUCUCAGAGAAGAUCCAACGCUUCACACCCUUCUCUCUGGGCUUCGAGUUUCUUCCUGGACACCACUAUUACUACAGCUCCCUGUCUAUGGAUGAUGGACCCCCCCUUCCAUGCAUGAAGCUCAAAGUCACUGUGUCCAGUACAACAACUGGAAAAAAGGAACAAGGACAAGGAACUCCAGCUCCUCACAGUUUUGCCCAAUCGAGAAGAACUAGUGCAGUGCCUGUCCUCGCUCUCACCUCCUUUUCUCUUUUUUGUUUUUUAUGAUAAUUGGAAGAUUCGACCCAGCUAAUAGCUAUGACAUGCCAACAGGUCAUGUGGGAUCAUUCCCUGUCUGUAUCUAAGCACACACACACGUUCACACACUCGUUCAGCUCACUUGCCUUGCUGUCAUGUAUUCGGAGUGGCACUAAUCUCUCUCCCUCCAUUUCCUCUCUCUCUUUCUCUCUCUCUUGCUGUCCACUCUGCGCCGCUUCAUUCUACAAGCGACUGGCACUAAUCUACCUUCAAAGACCUCUUCCUGCUGCUCUUCUUUUGCGUAAUCCUUUCUUCAUUUAAAAAAAAAAAACACACACACACACACACACAGCUGCCACCGCAUCCCCCCUCCUCUUCUUUUUCCCCUCCAACUGCAGCUUUUCUCUUACUGUACACUACUACUGAACUGAGCCAAAGUGGAGAAGACAAGGAGAGCGGUGGACGUCCCUGUAGCACCUGUGCUGCUAAGAAAAAGUGCCGGGACACGGCACAAGCAAUAAAGCUCUCAGCUCAUUCAUCAGCUCUCAGGAUCACAGAAGAAGACUUUAUUUCACCCGCUUUCCACCACGGACGAACUGGAGCCAAAGCAAAACACCGUUACACUCAAAAUGAAUCAUUUAACACGUUAAACACCAGAGAAAUCUGCGAAACAAACGUGUGCCAUUUUCAUUUAGAACACACACGGGAGGAAAAGAAGCUCGAUCCAAGCUUUAGACACUCGUUUGACUAACAGGAAGAUGAUUUACAGCUUCCUGUCCAGGCUUAGCCGGAAAUGAUGACCGACCACGGCGCGUUGGUCUCGUCUCAGCAACAGUGUACUUGAUUGGACGGUUUAUUUCACAGCAUCGCUAACGGAUUGGUCCGUUCAUGUCACCGCUGCUUUCGCAAGAUGAAGAUGAUUGGACAGUUUCCUGAGCACGUAAUUCAAAUGAUUACAUUUAGGUUAUGUUAUUUUUUUUAUUUCAUUUUGUUUCAUUUUAUCUACAUUCAAAGAAUUGUGUACUGGCACCAAUUCAUUUACUAUACAGAUAUCAAAUCCAUUGUUUUGUUUUUUUUUACUUUUUGUAUGAGAGAAUAUGUUGAAUUUUAAAAAUAAGUCCGAACAUUCUGUACGCUCAGAUUCUGCAGAAAUAAUACAGACCUGCAGUGAUUUAUUAUUUUUAUUGGAAAUAUUACUUUUAUUGAAAAGUAACAAAUUCUGUUUAAAUUCACUUUAAAAAUGAUUGUUUGGAAAAUUAUAAAUCUUCUGAAACUAUACAAACUAAAUAUGUUUGGUUAUUUUUUUUCUCAUUGUAUGAAAUGCAAUUUAUAUAUAUGAAUCAAGUUAUUGAAGGUGCCAGUGCAUUAAAAAAAAAUUAAAUCAAUUCCAAAUGAACUAUGUCAGUUUACACAGAAAUAAUGUGUGCUGGAUUUCUCAUAAUUUAGGGACUUUGUCUCUUUUUGUUCCUCUGUAUAAUUUGUGUUUUUCACAUUUUAGUGAAGAGUUUGGUGUCUUCUGUGAAGAAUUACAGGUUUAACCCUUUUUUGUACUGUGAAAUAAACGUUGCUGAGUAAA